GCGAGUCGCCUCCGGGGCCCGGUCAGGCCGCCGCUGGGCUCUGGGCCGCCGUGCAGGCCGGCUUUAUCCGUGGCCCGGCCCGGCCGUGACCCCGAGCCAGCGCCGGGAGCCUCUGGGGCCUGCGGGCUGCCGCCGAGGCCUGCUGCCGCCUCCCGCGGCCAGGCGGCCGGGGCAGGACCGGGGGGCUGUCGGCGAAGGCUGAAAUUAAUCCUAUAAUAUCCCUGCGGCAGCGUGGGGAGCGGGGGUCUUUGGUGCUUGUCCCGCCGGUCGUUGACCCCAUCCUGUGCUGUCCCCGUGUGCGCGGCUGUUAAAAGGGAUUAUCUUAAGCUUGAAACAUCAACGCUUUGACUAGCUUACUUCUGCAGCAUGCCACACAAGAUCGGUUUUGUAGUUGUUAGUUCAUCAGGAGAGGAAGAUGGCUUCAGCGCAAAAGAGCUGAUGGUUCAUGCACCAACAGUGAAUGGAUGGCGAUCACCCAGACUCUGUCAGUAUCCACAGGAAAUUAUUCUGCAGUUGGUGGAGAGAUGUCGAAUACGAAAGCUGCAGUUGCUUGCUCACCAGUACAUGAUUUCAAGCAAGAUUGAGUUCUACAUCAGUGAAAGCUUGCCUGAAUACUUUGCUCCUUAUCAGUCAGAGAGGUUUCACAGACUAGGUUAUGUCCCUCUCUCAGACAACGAAAAGACCAAUUUCAAAGCACGAGAGUUAAAAUCUGUCUAUAUGGAUGCAGUUGGCCAGUACCUGAAGCUGAUUUUCCAUAAAAAUUAUGUCAAUAAAUACAAUGUAUAUGGUCAGGUUGCCCUAGUAGCUAUAAACAUUAUUGGAGAUCCAGCAGACUACAGUAAUGACAGCAAUAAUACUUCUUCCAGAGAGAAGCUGAUAGACCAUUACUUAGGAAUUAAAUCAGAUGAUCCUGCGUUAGAUGGAACUUACCUCAGGAAACCUGACUCCAUUUCGCCUCUGGACGAUUUGGCUUUUGACAUGUACCAGGAUCCAGAAGUUGCUCAGAUCAUACGUAGACUGGAUGAGAAGAAGCGCGAAGCUGUCCAUCAUGAAUACUAUGAUUAUGCCAAGAAACUCAAGCAAGCUAUUGCAGACUUGCAAAAGGUAGGGGAACUACUUGGACGGUAUGAAGUAGAGAAGCGUUACGCUGUAGAGAAAGAGGAUUAUGAUCUUGCUAAAAAGAGGAAACAGCAAAUGGAAGCAUACCGCCUGAAGGUGUAUCAGCAGCUGGAGCUCCACGAUCUUCUGGACGCCAAGCUGAUGAUUCAGAAACCAUCUGAAUUGUCUUUGGAACCUACGGUUUUUACUGACAGUCCUCAGCGCACAAAAAGUACAAAUUCACCUCCUUGUGAGCACACAGAACCACAAAAAGGAGAGCUGCGGAAAGCAGAGCCUUUGCUGGAAAAGAGGUCACCAGAUCCCACCUCUGCUGAGCCCAUUAUUCCCCAUCAAUCCCCUCCUCCUCCUGUGACUCAUCCCACAACCUCUGGGGGAGCGUUUCCCAAAGAAAGUGUUGAAUUUUUGCCUUAUGAUGAGAGACCUCUUCCAGCUGCCUGCAAACAGUCUGAUGAAGCAAUUGCAUACCUUGAGCCAGAGGUGACUGAAGAGUAUAUCAGCGAUACUCCAAGGAGCGGCAUUACUGGGGAACCAGAAACCUUAACUGAGAAGGCACUGAGGGAGGCCAGCCCCGCUAUUGAAGUUUUUGGAGAAGCUUUGGUUUCAGGAGCAUAUUCCAAAACUUGGUCGUAUCGAGAAGAUGCGUUACUAGCAGUAUAUAAGAAGCUGAUGGAAAUGUCGGUAAACACUCCAAAGGAUGAUUUAAAAAACAUGCUGAGGGCUGCCAUUUUUCUUGUAAGGAGAGCCAUCGAAGACAUAGUGUCUUCCGUUUUUCAAGCUGCCCUGAAACUUCUAAAAAUGAUCAUUACCCAAUAUAUACCAAAACAUAAACUGGGAAAACUAGAAACUUCUCAUUGUGUGGAAAAAACGCUUCCUAAUUUGCUUUCUAGGACGGGAGACUCUUCUUUACGCCUUCGCCUCAUGGCUUCUAACUUUAUUCAAGAAAUGGCACUGUGCAGUGAAGUUAAACCUCUUCAGAUUGUUCCAGUUCAUCUGGUUCAACCAUUAAAACCAAACUCCCCCAGACGUCUGGCAAUGAGUCAAGCGGAGUUAGUGGAAUACCUCUUGAAAGAAAUGGGAACUGAAAACUCGGGGUUUACCAUCACCAACGUCAUGAAGUUUGCAACAGGAGCUUUGGAGCACAGAGUUUAUGAAGUUCGCGAUGCAGCAUUGCGGAUUAUCUUUGAUAUGUACAGGAAGCACAAGGCUGCUGUACUGGAAUAUCUUCCUCCAGAUGAUGCAAGCAUUCGCAAGACUGUUCUCUAUAAAACACUCUUUGAUGGAUUCACUAAAAUAGAUGGUAAAAUUUCUGAAGCUGAAAUCAGGGCACAGAGAAAGGCAGCAACAGAAAAAGCAGAGAAACAGAAGAAGGAAGAAAUAAAAGUUCUGCAAGAUCAGCUGGCAGCUUUAAAGGAGACAAAAGCAGAAGUUCAAGCUGGAGUUUGGGAGAAAGAAUGUGAUUUUCAGAAGCCAAAGAAUCAAGGUUACCAGGUAAAUGAAAGCCCACAGCCUGCAGCAGCAGAGAUUGCAGAUGAUCAUUCCUCUGGUGCAAAUUACGUGGCUAACAUGUGUGUGUUUUGUGGUGAAAGGGACAAAUCCUUUACAGAGGAAAGAUUGGAUCUCCAUUACUGGAAACACUGCCCUAUGUUAACCAGAUGUGAGCACUGCAAGCAGGUGGUGGAAAUAGCAGGCCUGACAGAGCACUUGUUGACUGACUGCGAUAAAAAGGACAGCUUUAGGAAAUGUCCGCGGUGCACUGAGGCCCUUCCAAAAGACGAGUUGCCCAAACAUAUUAAGAGCAAGACUUGCAAUUCUGCCAAACCAGAGGACGUGGCAAACCAUUGCCCGUUGUGCCAUGACAACUUUCCCCCAGGAGAGGAGGCCUGGAAAUCUCACUUAAUCGGCAACAAUGGCUGUAAAAUGAAUCAGCGAAGGUUUUCCACAAUGAAUAGAACUCUUCUGCUGCAGCCAGGGAAAACAGGUGGCCAGUAUUUAAGGAAGUCGAGUCCUUCAGGAGCAAAAGCUCAACGCCCCUCUAUAGAAAGCAAGAUCCCAACUCCAAGAGGGGGGCCCAAAUAAAAGCACUGGCAAAACAUAUUCAAAGCCAUGACAGGACAAGUAUUUAUUCCAUCAUCUUAGUAACUGGGCCUACAGUUGUCAAUAGUAAUUUUAAAAGUAUGGGCAACUCGUAUCAUCUUUUUCGUUUGAUGACAUGGGGCUGUUUGUCAGCCUUGAGCAGUGCUCGCCUAGUCUGGCAACUGCAGAAUGUAACUUCUGUGUUAGCUGCCUGUGCAGCACUGUGGUUUUCUAGAUCGCUCACGUUAGAAACACGUUAGCAAAUGAGGCUUGUUGCAGUCACGCAGGCUCCUUUGAUGCAACGAUGAUGUGGGUAUCUUCACAGUACCGUUGUUCACCUGCCAUGACGUGCAGCUAGCCUAAGGCGAAAUGAAAAAUACAUGCGUGUGUAGAAGGAAAGACAUGUCAGUCUCUACAAAGUGCAUAUCUCAGUUAUCUGAAAGACCUUUAUGAUCCUGUAUAGAUGAACUCUUGAGCCAAUUAAUGGGUAAAAUAGAAUUCUGCUUUAUAGAAUUGUUUACUCAUGUGUUUUCUAGAAAAAAAAAAAAAAAGAAAAAUUGCAAUGUAGAUGAGGAAGGCUAUGGUGUUUGUUUUUUCCACUGCAAAUCCUACGGUGUAGAUUUAUUUGCUUCAGUUAGGACAUAUUUAGAAGUAGGGCCAGGAAUUGGAAAGCUUUCUCAGGUGUCCGCUCCACAAGUACAAUGCAGUCAGUCAAAGAAUGAUGCUGUUCUUUGGUGGUUAGCGUAGCCACUGUGCCGAGAUCUCGUGUAUUUUGAUAGUAAGAAAGAUACUAUUUUUAUGUUUACAACAGCUGUCUUUUUCUUCCAUGUAUUUGUCAUGAUAAACUUUGUCAGCUAAAAUGGGACAAAUUUAUAGCUAUUGUGAAAGCUUGCAAGUCCACUUGCAUGCUAGGCUCUAAAACUCUUGGUUCCUUCAUCAGAAAUGGGAAGCGUACACUCUUCUAAAACUGACUGCUAUCCUUAAACACCUCAAAUCAGCUGAAAGCUCUAGCUGACCCUGCAAAGAAAGGAAUGGGAUCAGGGUUGUUAGAAAAUGUUUCUGCUCAUUUUUAAAAUGCUUAGAAACAUUAUUUUGACAGAUAAAUCUGCUCUCCUUUCUCGUAUCAGAGAAAUUAAUUUUAUGAGUUCAAGCAUGUUAAUAAGGUUGAAAUUGAUGUCUCAUCCUUGGGUCUGUGAGGUGCUGGGAGCACAGCAAGACCUGCCUGGUGAGACGUGGCUUUGCUGCGGAAGCCUGGCCUGUACAUCUAUUUCAGUUUUAAGGGCAGCAGAGCAGUACCCAAAGCGCUACCGAACACCCAAGGAUCGGCACCGAAAGCUCAAGGGCUGGUUGGAUAUUGCUGUAGGACGUGCUGUUACGUAGGAAGUACCAUGAAACUGCUGUUCCGUGCUGCUCUCUCGCUGUACACCAAGUGCCUUAUUAGUCCACUUGAGAAAUGGAUUAAGCGCAACUGCAAGAGUCCUGUUCGGUACGUGACAAGAGUAUGUAUUGAUGAAGCUACUGUAAAAAUUAAAAGUUAUGCUUUAAAAAUC
Falco peregrinus (peregrine falcon) is the source of this 4742-nucleotide messenger RNA. RefSeq names its product centrosomal protein 104 (gene CEP104). The record is from RefSeq and is a predicted model, not a curated record. Gene Ontology annotation, cellular component: cilium. Bases 367 to 3195 code for a protein of 942 amino acids. The transcript has 22 exons. NCBI's taxonomy places the organism in Eukaryota, Metazoa, Chordata, Aves, Falconiformes, Falconidae.